Messenger RNA from Racocetra fulgida, 422 nucleotides. NCBI's taxonomy places the organism in Eukaryota, Fungi, Glomeromycota, Glomeromycetes, Diversisporales, Gigasporaceae. The record is from the annotation of a GenBank genome assembly.
UAGAUAAAUUACUAAACAAUAAUAAGCAAUGUGGAUCUAUUAAAAAAUGUUUAGAAUGCCAAACUUCUAAUAUUAAUAACAAAAAACAAUUAUGUCCUAAUUGUAAUGCAAAAUUACCAACAAUUAAUGAAUUAAAACAAUUAAAUGAACCAUUGGUAAUUGCAAAUAAUACUGAAAAAUCUUUAUCUGAAUGGGAGUUAAGUGAAGAAAUGAAAAACUUUAGUGAACUUGCACAUACAAAAAGAAUUGAAUUUAUUCAAAAAAUAUUAAUUGAAAAAAAUUUUACUAGAACUUGGCAUCCAUUAACAAUUACAAGUGAAGAAGCAAAUUUUCAAAAGUUUAAAAAUUCUUUAUCAAAAAAAGAAAUUUUAUCAAUAAUUAAUUCAUUGCUUCCAUAUUUAAAUGAUUUAGACCAUUUAUGA